Molecule: messenger RNA, 609 nt
Organism: Malania oleifera
Lineage: Eukaryota; Viridiplantae; Streptophyta; Magnoliopsida; Santalales; Ximeniaceae
Exons: 1
Coding region: 49-447 (132 amino acids)
Source: RefSeq, a predicted model, not a curated record
AUACGCCUCUCUCUCUCUCUCUCUCUCUCUCUCUCUAAUUCGGCGGUAAUGAACCGGCGAGUCAGAAGCACGUGCCGCUCUCCGGCGAAGAGGGACGAGGGCUUCAAUAAGUACUUGAAGCCGGGGGCCCUCGCCCAACUGAGAGACUUGCGAAUCAGCGCCAGAUCUCACCGCUUCGCCUCCCAUUCCCAGAUCCCUCUCUGCCGUACUCUAUCCCCGUCUUCUUCACCCGUCGCGUCUCCGGCGGCGGCUCGAGCCCAGGCCGCCGCGAUCGAAGGGUUCCCUUGCUUCGCCGGCAGGAUCUACGGUCCCCGGUGUUUGCAGAGGAAGAAACUAGUGGCGGCGAAGUCUGUUCUUUUUCUCAGCUCGAAUCCCUCGAGUCCGGCUUCGGAUGCAGCUGAUCCGCUCAUUGAUGUCUUCAAUUCCGAUGUUAUUGCUGCUCAUUGAAGGAAGCAUGCAGUUCAAUCGGUGAAAAUGACUUUGCUUUUUCCUAUUGUAGAUUUGUUUCCAUCUGUAGUUGGUGACUCAUUCGUGAUCCCCAAAUGGAUCGUGUGAAAAUGUCUGAGAAUAGUGCCGAAAUUAUUCAUAAUAAAAUAAUUAAUUCCUCAA